Messenger RNA from Striga asiatica, 1797 nucleotides. Lineage: Eukaryota; Viridiplantae; Streptophyta; Magnoliopsida; Lamiales; Orobanchaceae. The record is from the annotation of a GenBank genome assembly.
GAACACUUUUUUUUGUUUUUUUUCUCUUUUUAUGUCCCCACCUUAGAAUAAUUCCACAGUACAUAACUUUAUCCAGACUCCGCAAAAUCCAAGUUGAGGUUUUUCUAAUCACUUGCUAGAUUUCACGUUCAUCGUUUUCUAGGGAGACACUGGUCAAAGAGAGAGAAACGAAAGAAAAAAAAUGGAGAGCGGCGCUUUGUUGGCUAGGCUUCACCCAAAUCCGCCGCCGUCCCACCACCUUCUUCUCGGCCCUUCUCGCGGCGCCGUUAAACUUCCUCCUCCUCUGUGUGCCCACCGGAAAAUCCUUUCUUCUCACCAUCUUCCUCUCCAGCUACAGAAGCAAUCGCGUUCGUCUUCUUCUGGCAGCAAUAGCAAUGUUAAUCCUCUUAAGGUUGCCUCGCCUGCUAGCAGUGUAGCAUCAGAAUUAGCCGACAUUGAUUGGGACAAUCUUGGUUUUGGGAUUAUGCCCACUGAUUACAUGUAUGUCAUGAAGUGUUCCCAAGGGGAUACCUUCUCUAAAGGCGAGUUGCAACGAUUUGGGAAUAUUGAGCUGAGCCCAUCUGCUUGCAUUUUGAAUUAUGGACAGGGCUUGUUUGAAGGCUUAAAAGCUUAUAGAAAAAGUGAUGGCAAUAUUUUACUUUUCCGUCCAGAGGAAAAUGCCCAAAGACUUAGAAUGGGUGCAGAACGAAUGUGCAUGCCUGCUCCAACUGUGGAGCAGUUUGUGGAGGCUGUCAAAUCUACUGUUUUAGCAAAUGAAAGAUGGAUUCCCCCACCUGGUAAAGGUUCUUUGUAUAUAAGACCAUUGCUUAUGGGGAGUGGUGCUGUUCUGGGCCUUGCACCGGCUCCCGAGUACACGUUUUUGAUUUAUGUUUCUCCUGUCGGAAACUAUUUCAAGGAAGGUUUGGCCCCAAUCAAUUUGAUAGUCGAGACUGAAUUGCAUCGAGCAACUCCUGGUGGUACUGGAGGUGUCAAGACUAUAGGAAAUUAUGCUGCAGUUCUACAAGCACAGAGUGCCGCAAAAGCAAAGGGCUAUUCUGAUGUUCUGUACUUAGAUAGCAUUCACAAAAAGUACUUGGAAGAAGUAUCCUCUUGCAACGUGUUUGUUGUAAAGGGCAAUGUGAUAUCUACUCCUGCAAUAAAAGGGACCAUUUUGCCUGGCAUCACAAGAAAGAGUAUACUCGAUGUUGCCCUCAGUCAAGGAUUCCAGGUGGAGGAGUGCCUGGUGACAGUGGAUGAUUUGCUCGAUGCUGAUGAAGUCUUCUGUACGGGAACUGCAGUUGUGGUCUCACCGGUGGGCAGCAUCACAUACCGCAACAAAAGGGUAAGUUAUGGAAAUGAAGGAGUUGGCCGUGUGUCGCAACAACUCUAUUCGGCUCUUACCAGCCUUCAAAUGGGACUUGCUGAGGACAAAAUGGGUUGGAUUAUGGAGCUUAAGUAGGGUUUUUUAGUAAUGAAUUUAUGUUUUGAUUUUUCCAUUUUUUUUCUUAUAUCUGGACCUGUGAAGAAAAGGCACUGGUUGUAGGAGCUUGGGAGUUUGAAGGGAUUUUCAUGUAGUUGUUGUAAUUUGCAUUUUUCUUUGCUAUGUUCAAAGGUUUGAAUCCUGAACUUUUCUUUUUGUUUUCUUUUCUUGUGAAGUAUUUGUUCUUCAUAAUGCUCGCGAGGCUGUAUAUAUUUUGAAUUUAAAGGUUAGAAAUGGCUCAAGUUACUCUGAACUUACUUGGGAAAAUCAUAGUUAGUGUAGUAACUUUUGAUUCAUAGAAUGCGAACUUCAGAAACUUCCCUUACAUUUGGUGUAAU